This is a messenger RNA of Microdochium trichocladiopsis, 1572 nucleotides long. Its product is annotated as nucleophile aminohydrolase. Lineage: Eukaryota; Fungi; Ascomycota; Sordariomycetes; Xylariales; Microdochiaceae. The coding region runs from base 1 to 1572 and encodes 523 amino acids. The record is from RefSeq and is a predicted model, not a curated record. Gene Ontology annotation, molecular function: hydrolase activity. The transcript has 2 exons.
AUGGAGUACAAGCAACAACACCAUGCCAAGGUCACGCCGCGCCUCAUCAUCCAUGGCGGCGCCGGCAACAUUGCUGCCUCCAUGUCCCCGGAAAAAUACAACGGCUACAAAGAGGCUUUGCUGACCAUUAUCGCCAAAACAAACAAGUACAUGAACACCCCAAAGCCCAAAACCAGUGGCAGCACCUCAGAGUCGGGCAAGCUCCCCUCGGCACUAGACGUGGCCACUUUUGCCAUGGUCCAGCUCGAGAACAACCCCCUCUUCAACAGCGGCCACGGCGCCGUCUUCACCCGCGACGGCAUCAACGAGCUCGAGGCCAGCCUGAUGGUGACGCGCGGCCACGCCAAGCGUGCCGUCGGCGUCACCGGCCUCAAGCACGUCAAGAACCCAAUCCUGCUGGCAAGGGAGAUGCUCGAGCGCGGCGAGGACGACCUCUGGGGCAAGACGGAUCUUGGCUGGGCUGCUUCUGAUGCUGCACGCGUCACUAUGGAAAACGAAAAGGCAGGCCAGCCGGAAGCCGAGGAGGAGCUCAACAUCCCCUCCGCACAGGGCCACACGCUCAUCCACGGCCCAAGUGCCGAGCAGCUCGCCAGGAAGUACGGCCUCGAGCUCGUCGGGCCGGAGUACUUCUUCACGCAAAACAGGUGGGACGAGCACGUCCGAGCCCUCGAGCGCGAGAAGGAGCACAAGCAGAAGCAAGGCACGGCGGCAGCGGCGGCGUCAGAUGCUUCACAACCGGCAGUGUCCGCGACCUGGAGCCCAGACGAGUAUCUGCCCCAGGGCACCUGCGGCGCGGUGGCCAUGGACGAGACCGGCACCAUCUGCGUGGCUACCAGCACGGGCGGCAUGACCAACAAGCUCACCGGCCGCAUCGGGGACACACCUUCCGUGGGAGCCGGGUUCUGGGCCGAGGAAUGGGAAGACAGUUACAACCCCGACGACGACGCGAGCGCAUACGCAUCCUCCGCUCCGACGCCCGCCACCGCCCUGCUGCCCUCAAGCCCCGCGGACUGGUCCCUCAACACUCUCCGCCAAGCUCUGAGCCGACCGUCUGGCAUCACGGAGCUUUCAUCCAGCUUGCGCGGGGUCCUGGCCGAUUGCCUCCCCGGCAUCGCCGCCGGCCCAUCGUCAUCACAGCGGUACUCUCCCAUUCCCCUGUUGCGAGCCGAUAGUAAGCACCGCCUCGCCCCGACCACUGGUCCCGCGAUCCGCGCCACGGCGCUCUCCGGCACCGGCAACGGCGACUCGUUCCUGCGCAUCAACGCCGUGAGGACGGUCGCGUCCAUCGCGCGCUGGGGCAAGCUGCCCACACGGCUGGCGCUUGCGCAAGUCGCCGCUCCGGGCGGGGAGCUGCAGCGGUCCGCGCAGGACCGGUGGGGCAAGACGGGCGAGGGAGAGGGCGGGAUGAUUGGGAUUGAGUGCGUCAUUGUCGGCCGGGUCGUGAAGAGCGAGAUUGUGCAUGAUCACAACAGCACUGGCAUGUUUCGUGCUUGGAUCGACGACGAGGGCAAGGGUAACUUCCAGAUCUGGAGGGAUAAAGGGCCGGACACGCUAGAUCUUGAUCACUGGUGA